Molecule: messenger RNA, 1467 nt
Organism: Metarhizium album ARSEF 1941
Lineage: Eukaryota; Fungi; Ascomycota; Sordariomycetes; Hypocreales; Clavicipitaceae
Product: Bystin
Exons: 2
Coding region: 1-1467 (488 amino acids)
Biological process (GO): rRNA processing
Cellular component (GO): cytoplasm; nucleolus; preribosome, small subunit precursor
Molecular function (GO): snoRNA binding
Source: RefSeq, a predicted model, not a curated record
AUGCCCAAGGCAACUACUCCCAAGGCCGAUCGGCCCGCCCGUCGCCAUAACCCUCUCGAGAACGAUAUCCUCGCCACCGGUCUCUUGCGGAAUAAGCCCGGCAAACAGAAGUCCAAGGACACUGAGGAUGCCGAGGACAAUUUUGUGGACUCCAAAGCCUCAAAGAACAUCCUAAGGAUAGGCCGUGAGCUGGCUGAGGAAGAAAAUGCCGAGAGGGCCUCUUUCGCUGUCGAGCCAACCGUCGACUCUUUUGGGUACAACUCCCGCUUUGACGACAACCUCAAUGCUGAGGAAGGCAGGACAUUUGACGAUAAUGAGGCCUGGGGCGAUGACGACGGGGAUGUGGACGACAUUGAAGUAGAACCCGAAGAUCUUGAAAUGUACAAGAAAUUUAUGCCUGACGAGGAGGAUGAUUUGCUCAAGCAUGGUUGGGACCUCAAGCCCGAGGGCGACGCGGUUGAGGGCGAAAGCCGCAACUUGGCAGACAUUAUUCUGCAAAAGAUUGCUGCGCACGAGGCGGCUGAAGCCAGAAAGGAUGCCGACGUGCCAGUUGACGAUUACGAACUACCUCCCAAAGUCGUCGAGGUUUACACCAAAGUCGGAGAGAUCUUGUCGCGCUACAAGUCUGGCCCACUGCCGAAGCCGUUCAAAAUUCUCCCAACUAUUCCUCACUGGGAGGAAAUUCUCGAAGUUACCCGACCAGAUCGCUGGACACCAAACGCUUGCUUCCAGGCAACCAGAAUCUUUGUUUCUCAUAAACCCAUAGUUGUGCAGCGUUUUCUCGAGAUGGUGGUCUUGGAAAAAGUCCGCCAAGACAUUUACGAGAACAAAAAGUUGAAUGUUCAUUUGUUCAACUCUCUCAAGAAGGCGCUGUACAAGCCGUCUGCUUUUUUCAAGGGCUUUCUCUUCCCGCUUAUUGGCAGCGGUACCUGCACCCUGAGGGAAGCCCACAUAAUCUCUGCUGUACUCGCUAGAGUCUCCGUCCCUGUUUUGCACUCCGCCGCAGCUCUGAAGGGCCUUUGCGAGAUCGCUGCCCAGGAAGCCUCCCAGGGAAGCGAGGGUGGCGGUGCCACCAACAUCUUCAUCAGGACGUUGUUGGAGAAGAAGUACGCCCUGCCAUACCAAGUCAUUGACGCUCUGGUUUUUCACUUUCUUAGAUUCCGCAGCGACGACCCCGCUAGCGUACAGGAAGCCGAUAUCAUGGCUGAGGUGGCCGGCGAGGGCGACGUCAAGAAGAAGCUGCCCGUUAUCUGGCACCAAAGUCUAUUAGCAUUUGCCCAGAGAUACAAGGGCGACAUCACCGAAGACCAACGCGAAGCGCUUCUCGAUUUGCUUCUAGGUCACGGCCAUUCCGCCAUUGGCCCGGAAGUGCGACGAGAACUGCUGGCUGGACGAGGACGUGGUGUUCCCUUGGAACCCCAGGGUGAAAGUCUGGAUGGUGACGAUACCAUGGCAAUCGACACUUGA